AAUUCACCCCAAGGUGGGCAGGGGGCAGUGAAGCAACUCACACCCUACCUGUCGGCAGGAACUAGGAAGGGAAGGGCCGGGCCUCUGCCUCCCCGCAGCUAUGGACUGACAAGUGGCGCAUGCUGAGGGGCUCUCUCACUUCAGAGCUGCAGAGAGUGUGGGCUUCACCAUGUUGGCACCAGGCGGUGGCCCAGAGCAGAGGAGCAAACUUGUCCUGCAGUGGAGACAGCUCUCCUGGAUCACCUGCUGGAUUGCCCUGUGUGCUGUGGAGGUGCUCCCUGCCUGCCCUUUCUCUUGCACGUGUGACAGUCGCAGCUUGGAGGUGGACUGCAGUGGCCUGGGCCUCACCACUGUACCCCCGGAUGUGCCGGCUGCCACCCAGAGCCUUUUGCUCCUGAACAAUAAGCUGAGUGCCCUGCCAAGCUGGGCUUUCGCCAACCUGUCCAGCCUGCAGCGACUGGACCUGUCCAACAACUUUCUAGACCAGCUCCCGCGGUCCGUUUUCCAGGACCUGGUCAAUCUGACGGAGCUCCAGCUUCGGAAUAACAGUAUCAGGACCCUGGACAGGGACCUGCUCCAGCACUCCCCACUACUUCGACAUCUGGAUUUGUCUAUCAACGGCUUGGCCCAGCUGCCCCAGGGGCUUUUUGAUGGGCUCCUGGCUCUGCGAUCCUUGUCCCUUCGCUCCAAUCGUCUGCAGAGCCUGGACCGGCUGACGUUUGAGCCCCUGGCAAGCCUGCAGCUGCUUCAGGUUGGGGACAACCCGUGGGAGUGUGACUGCAACCUUCGAGAGUUCAAACACUGGCUUGAGUGGUUCUCUUACAGAGGGGGGCGCCUGGACCAGCUUGCCUGCACCCUCCCCAAGGAGCUGAGGGGGAAGGACAUGCGCGCGGUCCCCAUGGAGAUGUUUAACUACUGUUCCCAGCUAGAGGAUGAGAACUCCGCUGGGCUGGAUGCUCCAGGGCCACCGUGCACCAAGGCCAGCCCAGAGCCUCCUAAACCUAAACCUGGGGCUGAGCCUGAGCCCGAGCCCAGCACUGCCUGCCCUCAAAAGCAGAGGUACCGGCCCGUGAGCGUGCGGCGAGCCAUCGGCACCGUGAUCAUCGCCGGUGUCGUGUGUGGCAUCGUCUGCAUCAUGAUGGUGGUGGCUGCUGCUUAUGGUUGUAUCUACGCUUCCCUCAUGGCCAAGUACCACCGCGAGCUCAAGAAGCGCCAGCCGCUGAUGGGGGACCCCGAGGGUGAGCAUGAAGAUCAGAAGCAGAUCUCCUCUGUGGCCUGAGAGCUGAGGGUCUGGCCCAGGUAGGACAGCAAGGAGAUUCCAUGGGACUGCUACCAAAAGGGCUGCCCUUCCCUCCGUCACGGGCCCUGUCUCAGCCUGACACUGGCACUGCCUCCCUCAGCUCCCGGUCCCAAUCUCUUUCCAAGUCUCCCAGAAGCUUCCCUGGGGCCAGCGAUGCCCGUGGAAGGCCUGCUCUGGGCCUCUUGUCUUUGGGACACCUGAGCCUCCCUGCAGGCCUCUGGCCACAGGGAGGAAAGAACCUACAUUAGAGACGUCAUCUGCACUGAGCGCUUCCCUCCUGCCCAGGGCUACCACAGCUGGCGACUCCCUACCUCUUGCUCAUUUCCACUUCAGUCUGCAUUAGGGCCUGGGAGGGAGGGACAGGAGGCCCAGAGGUAGAUUUCUGUGACUCCUUUCAAAGCCAGAAAGAGAGUCUUAAGUCCUUGCAGUGGGAAGCUUGUCCAGCUCUCAGCGGCUGGUGCCAGUGUGCAAACACCCCAGCCCCGUGAUCUGGGUCCAAUGCUUAGAAAAACCAAAGUGACUAUAAUGUCCCCCUUGGGUGGAUGUCAUUAUGUCCCUUUAUUUGCUAUAGACCCCUCGGACUAUAUUGCUCCAGGUUUAUGAAUUCUAUCCAUACUUUUUGUUCUAGCGUGAGGUUUUAAGACAGGGCCUUACUCUUACUCUAACUCACUGUCAGACACAGGGCAUCUCUGUAAUGGUCCUGCAGAUCAAAGUCACGCACACACACACGCACACACACGC
Messenger RNA from Rattus rattus (black rat), 2041 nucleotides. RefSeq names its product leucine rich repeats and transmembrane domains 2 (gene Lrtm2). NCBI's taxonomy places the organism in Eukaryota, Metazoa, Chordata, Mammalia, Rodentia, Muridae. The record is from RefSeq and is a predicted model, not a curated record. Gene Ontology annotation, cellular component: plasma membrane. Gene Ontology annotation, molecular function: protein binding. The transcript has 4 exons. Bases 170 to 1279 code for a protein of 369 amino acids.